ACACGGACCUGUUGGCUUAUUUUUAAAAACAAGCUACUAAUAUAAUCAUAUUUUUCUUAUUAAUUGCACAGUUUAUUUUUAUGAGGCUGCUCACUCGACGUUACAUACCACAGCAGGCGUUUUUAACGUUUCUGAGGACAAGGGGGUCCAAGAUGCCAUAUGUGUCUUCUUCCAGAGGGGUGAAGAGGAAGGUGGAGAAAGAUGCAUUACCUUCAGAGACCAGAUCUUCCAAAGUCACAUUUCUGAGUCCAUCGCUUCUUCUACUGGAGAUCCCCCCUGACACCAACACCAGUCUUCCAGUGUGGGAAGCCAUGAGAUCCCAGCAUGCUGAUGUCGCCUGGACUGUCAACCCUUACAGCGUCAGUGUUCAUUUAACCCCUCAGACCUCCACACAGGGAAGUUCCAGUGAAAGUAAAAGUAGUGAGACACCUUCCUCCAGCCUUGUUCAGACUCAGAUGGUCAUCCAGUCUGUUGGACAACAGCACACUGCCAGCCAGAACAACUCCUGUGUUCUGUUAACCUUCCCUCAAACCAGCACCCUCUCAGGGCAACCACAGACAAUCCCCCCAACCCAGAACACCUCUGUUGUCAUCUCUCUUCCUGUCAUCAUUUCCCAGCCACCUCCUCUUUCUCAGCCCAGCACCCCUACAAAGACAAAAACCCAACAGGCCAUCCACACCCCAACAACUACACCAACCAAGCCAAAAGCUCCGUCUGGUGUGCCUGUGCCAUCUCCUUUCCACACCAAAUCCUGCUCUGACAUCUUGAUCUGUGACAACUUCCUGCUGAAUCUGUGCCAUGCAGGGAAAAAGUGCAAGAUGCACCACACUCCCUACCCCUUUCACUGGCAGCUGUGGGCAGUGAGCACCCAUCAGUGGGUGGACCUCCCGGCUCACUCUCAGGUUCUGAUAGAGAGGAUCUACUGUGAUGUCAACCAAGAGUCUGUUCUCCUCAAGGAUGGGAAUGACUGCUACAGUCUGAACUUUGACUCGAUGGAGCUGAACAUUGUGUCUAAGUAUGACGCAGUCAGACGACUGACCAACUCUGACAAUCCAUUUAGAAACCAUUUCUUUCCCAGCAAAUGGAAAAUAUACUGGUGGAACAACUUCACCUGGGAAGAGUACGAGAAGAAUCUGUCUGCCUCACUGCUAAAAAGCAUGAGUGAAAAAGACCCGCAGUUCUCCUUCAACAUUGGCUCAAUGAAAUACCAAGUGGACUUCACCACCAUGACCCAGACCAACAUAGCCACAGGCUUCAAGAGAGAAGUUCGCUGCAGACCUGUUUACCGCUCUCCAGAUUCCAUGCAGCCAAACCUGCAGACAGGAAUCCUGCCUGAGCCCAGCAGCGACUCACUGGAGGCCAACUUCAAUGUGGAUCCUCUGGAGGAGUUCAGCUCCUGGUAUCCUCCUGUGUGGUCUCUGGUUGUGGGGCAGGACUACAGCCUGGUGGACGUUCCAGCAGGCUCACGGGUCUACAGGACGGUCCAAAACCUUUUCUAUGAGAGUCUCCCGGAGUCCAAGGUGGACGUCGUCAAAAUCCAGCAGAUCCAGAACCACCUCCACUGGGACAAAUACCAAAGGCACAAAGCGUACAUGCAGAAGCAUCACACCAAGCAGGAGCCUCUGGAGCGUCAUCUCUUCCACGGCACAACCAAAAAUGCAGCAGAGGAAAUAUGCCACAACAACUUCGACCCCCGCCUGGCCGGGCUCAAUGGAACAUCCUACGGUUUCGGCUCCUACUUCGCCACCACCGCCAGCUUCUCCAACACCUUCUCAGCCAAGGUGGGGCCGAACGAGGUUCGCCACAUGUUCCUCGCCAAGGUCCUGGUUGGGAAAGUGAGCAUCGGGAAGAACAACUACCGCAGGCCGCCGCCGCUCAACUCCAAGACAAAGCGGUACUGCCUGUAUGACACCUGCGUGGACAACAUGGACGAGCCCACCAUGUUUGUAGUUUUUGAUAGUUGUCAGUGCUACCCGUACUACCUCAUCAAGUACAAAGAGCUGCCCAGAGAGAUAGACAUAAAUCAAUGAAGAGCCAGUUAGGGUUGUUAGCUUGAUGCUAAGCGUUCAGAAAAUGAUGUUAGAUGUAUUUAAUGUUAUCAGCCAUAGAAUAUGUGCAAUGUAGUUCAACUUAUAAAGCACUUCAUUGUUUAAAAUGUCUUCAUUUGGUCAUUCAAAUAUUUUGUAUCAGAUGCAAUGAAGUAGUUAAGUUUUUGUGUCCAGUGUGUUCUGACUGACGCCAUCAUCUGUUGUGUUUAUGAAAAUAAACUGUUCUUGAAUGUAUUCAUCCCAGAUUUCUUACACAAGUUUAAUCUCACACUUUUAUAUUUUGUUUUUU
Messenger RNA from Cheilinus undulatus (humphead wrasse), 2337 nucleotides. RefSeq names its product protein mono-ADP-ribosyltransferase TIPARP-like. Bases 81 to 2030 code for a protein of 649 amino acids. Gene Ontology annotation, molecular function: NAD+ poly-ADP-ribosyltransferase activity. Lineage: Eukaryota; Metazoa; Chordata; Actinopteri; Labriformes; Labridae. The record is from RefSeq and is a predicted model, not a curated record. The transcript has 6 exons.